Cicer arietinum (chickpea) is the source of this 1235-nucleotide messenger RNA. The record is from RefSeq and is a predicted model, not a curated record. NCBI's taxonomy places the organism in Eukaryota, Viridiplantae, Streptophyta, Magnoliopsida, Fabales, Fabaceae.
AUGACUAUUACUCUUGACGACGUCAGGGGUCUUUUGAGCAUCCCAUGUAUCAAUGAAGAUUUGGCAAUUGCUGCUGCUGUUGAGUUGUUGGGGGUUACAUAUGAUGAAGCUGUCACUGAGACUAGGACCAAUAGAGGGGCUUCGUAUAGUUUUGAGUGGUUGAAAGAGGUAUUUUAUAAGAAAUUUCAUGAACGAAGAUAUGACUGUGCAGCUAGGGCAUAUCUACUUCAUUUGGUAGGAUGUACCAUUCUUGCGGAUAAAAGUUUUACACUUGUAUCUGCAAAAUAUCUCUUUCUGUUUCAAGAUCUGGAUAGUUGUGGUAAAUGGGCAUGGGGACCGGCUGCACUUGUUGUGCUAUAUGACUAUCUUAGAGACAAUACAUUGCCUGCAACCAAACAGAUUGGAGGAUAUUUGUCUUUAUUUCAGACUUGGAUUUAUGAACAUUUCCCUGAUAUUUGUAAACGGGAUAUGGAUGAGCAUAUUUCCUCGAUGCCACGGAUGUUUCGUUGGACGGCAAAACAAACAUCUGGGAAUGUGGCAUAUUACAGGGCAAAGUUGGAUGCUUUGAGGGAUACGGAUAUUAUCUGGGCACCAGAUUACGAUCAGAACGCUGUGACACGAUUUCAGUCUGUGUCAUUAUUUACAGGAUACAUUCGUUGGUGUUUCACGAUGGUUCCGUAUUUACCUGAGAGGUGCAUACGGCAGUUUGGGUAUACUCAACACAUUCCUCCUACACCACCGAUGCUUGUUGCACGUGAUGUCGACGUUGAAUGGAGUAUGUACCGGAAUUCUGUACGAUCACUUCGAGCUAGAUUGCAUCCAGCUGCAUAUCCACAUGAGUGUGUUGAGGGAUACAUCCAGUGGUAUUAUAGGAUAUCUCAUCCUCGGAUGAUCCCUUAUGUUGCUGCAUAUGCUGGUCCUAGUUAUGAUGCUGAUGCUGGUCCUAGUCAUGAUGCUGAUGCUGGUCCUAGUCAUGAUGCUGGUCCCGAUACUAGUUGUACACGGUGUCACGCAGUUGGUGGUCUUAUACAGCAGAGUUUAGAUUUGCAUAUGGGUGGUCCUGAAGAUGAGAUGCGUGUCUUAUUGGAGAGAGCUUUAUAUAUUUCUAGAGGAGGAGAUUAUCAGUAGUAUCAUAGUUGUAUUAUUCAGACUUAUUUUAUUAUUCGUGGGUUAUUUGUUAUUCAGACUUAUUGUAUUAGCGACUUAUUCAGACUUAUUUAUUAGCGAUUUAUAUA